Sardina pilchardus (European sardine) is the source of this 4569-nucleotide messenger RNA. RefSeq names its product tripartite motif containing 33 (gene trim33). NCBI's taxonomy places the organism in Eukaryota, Metazoa, Chordata, Actinopteri, Clupeiformes, Clupeidae. Gene Ontology annotation, molecular function: zinc ion binding; protein binding. The transcript is spliced from 20 exons. Gene Ontology annotation, cellular component: chromatin. Bases 4 to 3837 code for a protein of 1277 amino acids. The record is from RefSeq and is a predicted model, not a curated record.
AAGAUGGCGGAUAACAAAGGCGAAGGGGAUACGGAGAACGGCACUGCCAUGGAGGUAGUGGCACAGGGAGAAGACAGUGGAUCCUCAACAGCUAAAGAUACCGAUAGCGUGAUUGUUAUAGAACCUGUAUCAAAGGAAGAGGCGGACGGACCAUCUCAAGAUAAUGUUUCCCAGGUGUCGACACCCACAGACACCAACGGGAGCAACGUUAACGCUAGCAGUGACGGAGGAGGUGGAGAAGGCAGCAGCAGGACUAGUCCAAAUGGCAACUCCAGUUCUGUGUCCACAGUACCACCAGCUUCUGGUGAAAACACCGGGAAUUCGCCCGCAGUUUCAACAGAAACGUCGCCCUCUCCAUCAGCCAACGCUAACGUUACAGCUGCAGCCACCCCUGCAGCCCCGUUAAACCUACUGGAUACGUGCGCUGUGUGUAAACAAAGUCUACAGAAUCGAGACUGUGAACCCAAACUCUUACCAUGUCUGCAUUCGUUUUGUUUAAAAUGUAUUCCUCAACCCGACAGACAAAUUACGGUUCCAGUGAACGGACCACAUGGACAGGACACACACAUUGUGAAUGUGAUGCGAUGUGCAGUGUGCCACCAGGAAUACAAACAGAUAGACAUUGUUGAUAACUACUUUGUCAAGGAUACCUCCGAAGCCUCUAACACAUCAGUCGAAAACUCGAUGCAGGUGUGCACGAGUUGUGAGGACGACGCAAGUGCGGUGGGCUUCUGCGUAGAAUGUGGAGAGUGGCUUUGCAAGACCUGCAUAGAGGCGCACCAGAGGGUCAAGUUCACCAAGGACCACAAGAUACGCAAAAAAGAAGACCUGACCACUGAGGCAGUGGGGCCGUCGGGCCAGCGACCAGUCUUCUGUCCUGUGCACAAACAGGAAGCGCUGAAGCUCUUCUGCGAGACGUGUGACACACUAACCUGCCGAGACUGUCAGCUACUAGAACACAAAGAGCACAGGUACCAGUUCUUAGACGAAGCCUUUCAAAACCAGAAGGGCAUCAUUGAGACCUUUAUGGCAAAACUCCAGGAGAAGAGGAACUUUGUCCAUUUCUCUGCCAGUCAGGUGCAAAGCAGACUUAAAGAGGUUACGGAGACGCACAAGAAGGUGGAACAUGAGAUUAAGAUCGCAGUGUUCACCCUCAUCAAUGAGAUUAAUAAGAAGGGAAAGUCUCUGCUCCAGCAGCUGGAGAGUGUGACGAAGGAGCGCAGUAUCCGGCUGCUCAGCCAGCAGAAGGACAUCAGCAGUCUUGGUCAGCAGAUCCUCCACGUGCUCAACUUCACGCAGUGGGCGCUCACCAAUGGCAGCAGCACGGCGCUGCUCUACAGCAAGAGGCUGAUCACCUUCCAGCUGCGGUACAUUCUGAAGGCCCGCCUGGACCCGGCGCCUCAGGCCAAUGGCGCUGUGCGUUUCUUCUGCGACCCCACCUUCUGGGCCAAGAAUGUGGUCAACCUUGGCAACCUGGUGAUUGAGAAGGUGCCUCCGGCGCCGCACCCGCCCAACAUGAUGAGUCAGAUGGCACCGGGCCACAACCACCACGGCAAGUACCCGGGCCAGAUCAACCUGGCCCAGCUGCGGCUGCAGCACAUGCAGCAGCAGGCCGUCCUGGCCCAGAAGCAGCAGCACCAACAGCACCAACACCAACAGCAGCACCAGCAGCACCACCAGCAACACCAACACCAACAGCAGCAGCACCAGCAACACCAACAGCAGCAGCAGCAUCAACAGCAGCUGCAGCAGCAGCAGCAGCAGCACCAGUUACAGCAGCAGCAGCAGCAGCAGCAGCAGCAGAUCCAGCAGCAGCAUCAGCAGCAGAUCCAGCAGCAGAUGCGCAUCGCCUCGCAGCUGUCCCAGAUGCCCCGGCAAGCAGGGCCAGGCAUGGUCCAGCAGCAGGUAGCGUGGAGCAGCCAGAGUCCAGAGCCCCCCAGACUCAUCAGUAUGCAGAGGGGCGACGUAAACGGCAGCCCCCAACACAUGUACCCACCCCAUGCCCUGCGGAUGCCCAGCGGGCAGGUGCGCAUGUCCAGUGCCCAGCCGCGCCUCGGUGGCCAGCAGUACCCCAUGAUGCAGCCUCAGCUCCAGAGACAGCAUUCUAAUCCAGGGCACGCGGGGCCGUUUCCCGUGGCGUCGCUGCACAACGUGAGCGCCACCAGCCCCACCAGCCCCACCAGCGCCAGCAUGGCCAACGCCCACGCGCACCGCGGACCCACCAGCCCCAUGGUCAGCGCCAUCGAGCUCAUCCCCUCCGUCACCAACCCGGAGAACCUGCCGUGCGUGCCCGACAUCCCGCCCAUACAGCUGGAGGACGCGGGGUCCAGUAUGUUAGACAGCUUCCUCCAGCGCGUCAUCUCCUCCAGCACGCACCCGCUGCUCAACAACGUCGUCAACAUCAACACCUCGCCGGCGCCCUCCAUACACUCCCCCGGCUCAUCAGGGUUAUCUAACUCCCACGCCCCAGCUCGCCCCUCCAGCACCUCCAGCACAGGAAGUCGGGGCAGCUCUGGCUCUGCUGGCAGGUUGGGUUCGGCGGCUCCACCUACUGGUGAGCUGGUGAAGGUGAAGCAGGAGCCAGGCGUGGAGGAGGAGAGCAGCCCCUUCUCCGUGGCCAGCGUCAAGAGCGAACUCGGCAAGGACGGGCGCCGCAGUGCCUGCAUGAUGAGCAGCCCAGAGAGCAGCAGUGCCACGCCGCCUCUGCCCGUGCUUGGCGCCGUGUCGUCGGGCUCGGUGCAGGACAUGCUCCGGUCGCUCAGCGACAUCGUCAAGAAGGAGCCCCAGGACGGCGCCAGCGCCAGCGGCUGCAGCCAGGCCAACAAGACGCCCGCCACGACGACCGCCUCCGCCACCACGGCCGCCUCCGCCUCUUCCUCCUCUACCUCCUCUUCCUCCACAUCUCAGACGCCCACCGCUCCUCCAAAGCAGCCACUGACCAAUGGCAACGCGGCGGAUCCGGCGGCGGCGGCGGCGGCCAGUGGCGGAGCGAGCGGUCAGAAUGCGGGCGGGGCGGCGGACGGGAGCAAGGAGGACGAUCCCAACGAGGACUGGUGCGCCGUGUGUCAGAACGGGGGCGAGCUGCUGUGCUGUGACCGGUGCCCCAAGGUCUUCCACAUCACCUGCCACAUCCCCACACUGCGCUGUUUACCCAGUGGUGAGUGGAUGUGCACAUUCUGCCGGAGCCUGGCUAGCCCUGAGAUUGAGUACAGCUGUGACGACGAGGCGCCCAAGAAGGACCAGAGCGAGCAGGGCCUGAGCCCCGAGGACCAACGGAGGUGUGAGCGCUUGCUGCUGUAUCUCUUCUGCCACGAGCUGAGCCCGGAGUUCCAGGAGCCCGUGUCGUCGACGGUCCCCAACUACUAUAAGAUCAUCAAGCAGCCGAUGGCGCUGAACACGGUGAAGCAGAAGCUGCAGCUGAAGCACCCGCAGCACUACCGCAGCACGGCCGAGUUUGUGGCCGACGUGCGCCUGGUCUUCAGCAACUGCGCCAAAUACAACGAGAUGUCUCGCAUAAUCCAGGUUUAUGAUGAGGAGAAACCGAUUAAUGUGCAGGCGGACUCGGAUGUGGCGGAGGCUGGGAAGGCCGUGAGUAUGUACUUUGAGGAGAGACUGAAGGAGCUCUACCCUGACGAGAGCUUCCCCCUCGUCCCCGACAACGACCCCUCAACAGACAAGGAGAAGGAGAAGGAGAAGGAGAAGGAGAAGGAGGAAGCGGGAGAAGCAGCAGCAGCAGCCGCCGCCGCAGCAGACGAGGAGGUCACCGACGACUCGGACGAUGACAUACAGCCGAAACGCAAGCGCUUAAAAACGGAGAAGCCCAUGCAUAUAAAGUGAGAAGAAGCGAGAGAGAAGGAGAGAAAGAAAGAAAGUGACUGAGCCCCUUAGCAUGGGAAAGAUGGAAACUCGGAAAAGGCUGCACACGAAAGUGAAGAAAGGAUCGGUCUUCCUUUUCAUCUCACCCCACUCAUUCUCUUCCUCAGACUCUAUAGGUCACGUGCUGGACCUGCUGCUGGCGUAUAUCAAAGUUCCAGUGCUACUUCUUAUUCUCCCACUAUGAAAAAUGCCUUGUUAUAAAAAGAAUAAAACUUUACAAAGUAAAGAGUGUACACCGAGCGGCGGCGAACUGAAACUUUUAUAGUUGAUGUGCCCAGAUGAUAUAGAUGGCUGUUGACAGAGGAAUUGCUUACAGUUUUGGAACUGUUUUGGCAGAUUAAAUUAAUUAGUCUUUUUUAUUAUUAUUAUUAUAAUUAUUACUAUCAUUUAUGAUGCUGUUUGUAAAUCUGUUGUGAACAAUGCUUUAUAAAAGACCAUACUCUCUCAUCCCCCAAUACCCUUAUGUAUUAUAACGUUUAACAUUGAAUUGCCUACUGGGUAUUUGUAUGUGUGAGUGUGUGUGUCUGUGUGUGUGUGUGUGUGUGUGUGUGUGUGUGUGUGUGUGUGUAUGUUUGUGUGUUUGUUUAAAGUUUCAUCGCUGUAAAUAACAGAAACCAUACAGAAACAUGACUGAAGACUGGUUGUUUGGUCAUUUACUUCAAUAAAAGGUUAAAAUGCAAUGUCCCCUGUAAA